UUGCUAUCGGAAGUAGCUUACAAGCUAACCUGUUUCUGAAACCUCUGCUUAGAUUUUUGUUUUCGUUAUAAUGUCUUUUAAAAGAGAAGGAGACGAUAAGAGCCAACUCAAUAUUCUGAAGAAACGUCGUGUUGCAGACCUUCUGUCUAAUUUUAUCCCAGAAGAUGAAGCGGCUCUUAUGAAAAAUGGGAGAUAUGCUUGUCUUGUGUGCUCCUACCGCCCGGUGUUUGAUACAGUUGACAUGCUGACCGUCCACAGACAAGGAAAAAAACAUCUAGAAGGGUUAAGGGCAUUCUAUGGCAAAAAAGCAAAGCUGAAGAAUGAAAUAUCGAAAAGACAACAUGAAAGGUACAUCCAGUCUGAAGAGGGACAACAGGAACCCUCCAGUUCGGCCCCUUUGUUAGCACAAACACGGAAGCUCACCCAGCAUGCUUUGCUAAAGACGGUACCGUAUAACAGCUGUCACAGAAAAAACAGUACAAAACCUGGUAGAAGACAGACAAGUACCGACUUAGAUCCCAUUGGAAACCCAAGCAGGAAAAUGCCAACAGCAUCCUGCAAAUCUGAGGUUUCAGAAGCAAUAUCAGCAACCACCAGUGCUGUGUCUAAUGAAGAAUCAGCAUUGUCGGUAAAAAAAGGAGACCAGGCUGCAGGGACAGUAGUUGCAGAACCUCUAACAGCCCAAAGGAGGAUGGAGCUGAAUCACUAUCUCAAACUGAAAAGUGAUGGAUGGGUGCAGGAUCGCAAUGGGCAUUGGGUCAAAGACGAGAAUGUGGAGUUUGAUUCAGAUGAAGAAGAACCUGCACCCUUACCUGCUGCCGACUGAAAGAACAAACUAUC
This is a messenger RNA of Cyprinodon variegatus (sheepshead minnow), 840 nucleotides long. It is a transcript of the gene scnm1, whose product is annotated as sodium channel modifier 1. Lineage: Eukaryota; Metazoa; Chordata; Actinopteri; Cyprinodontiformes; Cyprinodontidae. The transcript is spliced from 8 exons. Gene Ontology annotation, biological process: RNA splicing. The record is from RefSeq and is a predicted model, not a curated record. Gene Ontology annotation, cellular component: nucleus. Bases 71 to 826 code for a protein of 251 amino acids.